AUGAGAGUCGAUGACUUGGUGUUCCAAGUGCUGAUGAUUAUUGUUAUUAUGGAAGUUGGCGUGGCUGCAAGAGUUUCUUUGGUCCAGGGAGUGGUGGUGGAGGAGGAGUUAGUGGAGGAGCUGGACAUGGGGACCGGUUUUGGAGCUGGGGUUGGUGGUGUAGGUGGUUGUGGACCAAUAAGAGGUGGAAGUGGAAGUGGAGGUGGAGAUGGGAUGGGUGGAGGGUCUAGUUAUGGUGCUGGUAGUGGCGUUGGAGGUGGCAGUGGCGGUGUUGAUGGUAAAGAGGGUGGAGGCCACGGAGGUGGUGGUGGACGUAGCAUGGAUGGAGGUUAUGGACAUGGUAGCGGAUUUGGUGUUGGUGUUGGUGUUGGUGAUGAUGGAAGCAAAGAAAGUGGUGGCUUUGAAGGAGGAGGUGGGGGUGGGAUUAGAGGUGGUACUUUUGGUGAAGGUUCCGGUCAUGGUAGUGGCUUUGGUGCUGGAAGUGGCCUGAGAGGCAAGGGAGGAGGGGAAGGUGGUGGCGGUGGUGGUGGUUUUGGUAGAGGGUUUGGUUAUGGAAGUGGCUUUGGUAUGGGUGGUGGCAUAGGAGGAGGAGGAGAAGGAGGUGGUGGUAGUGGUGGUGGCUGGGGUGGCGGCAAAAACAAUGACAACAAUGAUGGUAAAGCUUUUGGUGAAGAAUCUGGAUACGGUGAAGGUAGUGGAUUUGGUGCAGGUGGGGGUUCCAAUACUAAUACUGGUAGUGGUAGCAUAGGAAAUGGUAUCGGCAAUAGUGGAGGCUCAAGGCAGAGCAGUGGCAAAGGUUUCGGUGGCAAUAAUGGUAUUGGCAUAGGAUUUGGGAUGGGCAUUGGAUUUGGGUUUGGCAUGGGAAGUGGGAGAGGUAAUGGUAGCAACGGCGAUGACGGUGACAGUGGAAGUGGAGGUGGAGAAGAGGUUCACAAUAAUGUCAAUGAUAAUGAACUCUAA
This is a messenger RNA of Camellia sinensis, 960 nucleotides long. Lineage: Eukaryota; Viridiplantae; Streptophyta; Magnoliopsida; Ericales; Theaceae. The record is from RefSeq and is a predicted model, not a curated record.